GGAAGGAGAUAGACAAAGAAAACCAGCGACUUCUCCUCGAGUCCCGUUCCCUGGCGACAAAAGCCACUGUUAUUCUUGCACCAGUUUCUGGCCCGCACCGCUACGACCGCUGAGCUGGAACUGAAGUAUAGGGUUAGCGCUACCUGGAAGUCAGUAUAACGAAAUACAUGUCACGACCAUUGACGGUGCCCUGGACCCUUCCUCAUCAGUCGUUCUCACUUAUCGGUGUCAAAUCUCUCAGUUUACCGGGGAGAAUUGGGACAAUGUGGAGCUUGCAGUGACAACAGCUGAGCCCCAUGUUCCUUCAGUAGGACUACCUGAGCCGAAGAAGAUGGAGAUAAGGCAACAAGGGUUCCUGUGGCAGCCUGACUCCUAUCAUCAACCGUUGGUCAGGCCGAUCGGGCCCCGAGUUACUCCAUUCUGGAACACCCCAGGACAUGCUUCACCAUUUGGAAAUAUUCUGUCCUCAACACAACAAGCCGCGCAAAGCAUAUUUGGAAGCACUCAGAGUGUUCCUCACCAAGCAGACCCCAGCCAGGACUCGACCGGGGUCGCACAGGGACCUGCAGCAGACAACGUCUUCGGAGCUUUCCAGGAGCAACCUGCCACCACAACUACAGGUCUAUUUGGAGCUUUACUGAGACAACCCACUGCCACAACUCAAGGUCUCUUUGCAUCUGCUCCAGCGCAAUCAAGUACACUGGCAUCUUCCUCGACGAUUCUGCCAUCAUCGCCACAUCCAUCCACUGCGCAGAACUCAAGUGUGUCAAGUUUUGGCGGGAGUACCGCUAUAGAGAACACUCUUGGCUUCAACGAACCAACACCAAACUUGCGGCAAUCUCAGCCACUGUUCGCUUCAGCACAGCCAUCCCCGUCACAGCACCAAAGAGAACGCGUAGUAUUAGGAGAGCUCGACAAAGCUAUUACUCACACAGCGACCUCAAAAGUGUUCAUUCCAAGUCGUGGAAAUGGGGGGACCCAUCACGUUCUUAUAGCAACCAUCCCAUUGAAAGCGUCAUUUACAAGAGUCGCAAGUACCGAGCGUUGAUAACCGCGUCUUUUGGACUUGCGAGAUUUCGAACACCAGCAACUAUGUAUUGACUCCGGGCACUA
Molecule: messenger RNA, 1113 nt
Organism: Suillus subalutaceus
Lineage: Eukaryota; Fungi; Basidiomycota; Agaricomycetes; Boletales; Suillaceae
Exons: 5
Coding region: 332-1048 (238 amino acids)
Source: RefSeq, a predicted model, not a curated record